Molecule: messenger RNA, 983 nt
Organism: Liolophura sinensis
Lineage: Eukaryota; Metazoa; Mollusca; Polyplacophora; Chitonida; Chitonidae
Exons: 5
Coding region: 150-665 (171 amino acids)
Source: RefSeq, a predicted model, not a curated record
UGAUGUUGUUCGAGUGUUAGAGCCUGUUUGUGAAAUAAUUUUUGGAGAUUUUGGAGAGAAUUUGAUCGUUUAUUCGAAAACAAAGGAUGCAUACGGGCAUGAAUGAUCUCAAGCAGACGGCACUGUAAGGCCGGUCAAGUGACCUGAGUAUGGAUCAUGAUUGGCCAGAGGAGGGAGAGGAUGAGGGAUUUGCAGAUGGGGAGAUUCCUGAGGAUAAUGCCAUGGAAACAGACAUGUCUGCUGAAGGGGAAGAUGAGCUUAUGGAAGGAGCCAGGGCUACCACUUACUUCUAUGGAGAUCCGUCAACUCUGUCAGAUGGGGAGGAUUUCAGCAAAGCUCAGGUGGAGAAGCUGAUGAAGUCAGAACCAUAUCAGAGAAAGAUCUCCACCUGUCACCUGUGUGGUCAGUGUUGGUAUGACAACCAGGUAACGGCUGACUGCCUGGAAUGUGGUGGGUUCCCACUUACCCGCCCCUGUCCUGUCUGUGAUGGAGAAUGCUCGGCUGUGUGGGACAGGAACGUGAAAAAAUCGCACAGCUACCACAAAGCACACUGGGAGGGGAAGUGCACGUUGCCCCCGGAUAUGCAGCAGGUGUUGCUGGGCAUAAUGACAGACUCAAAUGAGGACAGAUUAACAGAGAGCAUGCAGGACUUGUCCACAAGCUGAUGUUUCCCAUGAUAAUGAUGUUGCCCAAGACAACAGUGUUGCCCAAGGCAACAAUGUUGCCCCAUGUUGUGAAAGAUGUUGUGUGCACAGAUCUUGUUGAACAAGCUACAUUGUACUUUGCAUUCAAACCCUUAAGGCUCCAUUUGCUUGGAUUAUGCACAGCAACAUCUGCAAAACUUUUCCUAUUUGCUUAGGUGAUGCCCUUGUACAGUUGCAUAAGUUGCAUUUUAAAACCAGUGUUGUGCAAAAAUAUGAAGGAUGGAUUGGAAGCUGUCAAGUUUUGCUGGACUUUGUUGUAAUUGGAAGAUGACAAUAUGG